UUCGGGAGUGCGACAACACAGCCUGCGCUUGAAUUAAACUACAGAAUAUAUAGCACUAUGCUGCUGUUUCUCUGGUGGAUUGCUGGCUAUUUAAUACUCGAGUCCGGGAGUACAGACUCGCCCCUUUAUGCCCUAGAUCAGCCUAAUGUGGGCAGAUGCUUGGACUACUGCCACUUGAAGAACCUGCGAUUCCUGCUCUGUGUCGAUGCAGAUGGUCAGCUGUCGCACAAUCCCUAUAAGGACUGCAAUCGAGGAUUCUGCAAGGCCGAAGACUUCGAGCUGAACUAUGAAACGGAUGAGGGCUUGGAAGUGCGAAGCAAUCGCGUGGAGAAAACCAGAGUUGGUCAAAGGGCUUAUCUGAGAGAUCUGUGUUUAAAUGAAAGAGGAAUUCCCGUCAGACGCAGGUGUCAAAUUCGAAGUGGCAAUAGAGUUUGGCAAAGCCUCGAUCAUAUAACCUGUAGAUCGGCCCCAGAACUCAGCAAAAGUAUUAACCUUCUGGCUGUAAGCAGUCCGCCGGAUAUGAUUAGCCAACUCAGUAGUCUCCUCACUCAAUCCGAGGAGAAACUUGCCGCUGCCGAUGUCUUAAGUAUUUCGGAAAUAUUCGACUCGCUUGUUAGGAAUCGGGAAAGAAAUGCUGAAGUUGUCGGGGAUCUGAUGAAGAUUUGCCAAAAAGUGAUGACCACCGAUAACGAAACUCUGCGAAUUUCCGCUGAAGCAAAUGCCACCAAUUCCUUGCUAAGCAAUUUCGAGGAUUAUCUGGAUGCAUUGAGUCCGAAAAUGUUGCUACAAAACAUCAGCAAGUUUAACAACAGCUUGGAGUUUAAUUUUCAGUCUUUUCUGGACUUAGGAGUUGUGGUUCUCAAGACAAACGAGCUUAGUGUGUUCUUUGUGGAUCCAGACGUGGCCAAUGUUACCGGAGUUGCUGUCUUUUCUGAUGGCUUUACGUCAGAUUUUAAGAGACUACAUUCAACGGAUAACGAAAAUGAUAUAAGGGCGAUUGAUAACCUGGAGACUGCUGCAUUUCUACCUGAAACACUGUGGACGAAACUUAAGAAAAAGGGAGCCAAUUACCUAGUUUUUAAGGUCUACACGAGAGAUACUCUUUUUGUGGAGACAGAUGAGGAAAUCAAACGACGGCCCACUAGUAAUGUUAUCUCUAUAACCAUACCAGGAUUGGAAGAUCACAAGCUACCCGAGAAGUUGCCGUUUUUCCUGCGCAAUGGAAAUACAAAUCGAACACCAUCUGAGGGUGGAUGUGGCUAUUGGAACUACGAGACUUGGCUAAGUGAUGGAAUUUCCACGAGCGGCAGUGCCAGCUCAGAAAAUUCAUCAAAUCCAGUCAUCCUCUGUCAUGCCGAUCACCUCACUCAGUUCACAUUUCUACUGGGAGUUAGCAAAAUGCAGACUGGACUGGACACCUACGAAGAUGAUCGCACUUUGGAUAUUAUAACCAAUGUGGGAUUGAGUCUAUCGCUUCUUGGACUCUUUCUCAUUUUCCUGACUGCAGCCGUUUUCAAAAGCUUCAGGAUGUUGGCUUCUACAAAAAUAUUGCUAAACCUUUGCUCUGCCCUGGGUCUUCAGUUGCUGUUCUUCCUGAUUUUGAGUCAAAGUCAGUUGCUGGAACAGCUGGAUCAAACCAAUUUGGAUCGUUGUACGCUAAUUGGAGCCGUGAUGCAGUAUUUACUCUUAGUUGUAUUCAGCUGGAUGUUUAUCAUAGGCUUCCUGCAGUAUCAAAGAUAUGUCAGGGUCAUCGGGGUUAAUCACCCCAGACACUAUAUAUUAAUAGCAGCCAUUGUGGCAUGGACAUUGCCACUUAUACCCACCUUACUGGUUGUUUUUUUGAAGCCCGAUUGCUACAGACCCAGCAACAAUACACUGGAUACUCCUAUUCUGUGUUAUCCUUCGGGAUAUGGCUUGAGUCUAGGAGUUAUACUACCAAUUGGCCUGAUUACUGUGGCCAAUGCCCUUAUGGUGGGCUACAUCACCUGGAGUGUCUACAAAACUCUGUUCACUCGAAAUCUCAUUUUAAAGCAAUUGGGUCUCUUCGUACUACUCUUCUUUCUCCUGGGAAUCACUUGGAUUUUCGGGCUGUGUACCUAUUUUGAUUUUGGAAGGAUCUUUGCCUACCUUUUUUGCCUUACAGCAACACUACAGGGUUUCGUUUUAUUCCUAUACUUUAUAGUCUUCAAUAAGGACAAUCAGAGGGCCUGGUUGGGUCUCUGUUGCAAUUUGCGCAAGAAGAGCGACCAGGAAACUAUCGAAAUGCCCACGGAGUCAAUUUUAAAACGUUCAAGCCAGUCAUCAACUCAUAUUACCAGUAACUAAGUAUACAAAUUAGCUAAGUUAGUUUAAAGCAAAUUGUAAAAAAAUAUUUA
Messenger RNA from Drosophila elegans, 2375 nucleotides. Its product is annotated as adhesion G-protein coupled receptor G4. Gene Ontology annotation, molecular function: G protein-coupled receptor activity. NCBI's taxonomy places the organism in Eukaryota, Metazoa, Arthropoda, Insecta, Diptera, Drosophilidae. The transcript has 2 exons. Gene Ontology annotation, biological process: cell surface receptor signaling pathway; G protein-coupled receptor signaling pathway. The record is from RefSeq and is a predicted model, not a curated record. The coding region runs from base 58 to 2325 and encodes 755 amino acids. Gene Ontology annotation, cellular component: membrane.